AUGGACGAGGCAGAUCUCGACCUUGUUUGCACGAAGACGGGCGAUAUCGAGGACCUGAGCACUUCUGCCUCGGAUUGUGACGGUAAGCUCGAGUCGAUCAAGGAGAGUCCUGCGGUGCCUUCGCUCCAGGUGCGACGCAUGCUGCAAAGUUUGCUGCCCGCACGCAACAGCCUCGACAUUCCGCUUGAGAUGGUGGCUCGCCUGGAGCACUUGGUGGAGCUGGCAGAUCGGGAUGUCACGGAGGUGAAGAGUGGCCCGGCAUUUCAACGUGCCCGUGGCGCUGAACUCGUGGCAGUCAUGCGCCGAGAUGCCGAGAAGGCGAAGGACUAUGCAAAGCGGCAUGGUGUGGCAAACUGGUACACUUCUGUGGAGGACCUCCUGGCGGAUCCGAAAGUGACUGCCGUUUACGUUGCCACGCCUCCGGGAUCGCGGCUCGAAAUCGCCAAACAGGUUGCCGCGUCCGGCAAGCCGUGUUAUAUGGAGAAGCCCAUGGCGCGCAACGUCACGGAGUCCUUGCAAGUCGCAGAGCCGUUCAAGGAGGCUGGUCGUCCGCUCUUCGUGGCGUACUAUCGCCGAGCAUACCCGCGGUUUGUUCGGCUGCGAGAGCUGCUGACCUCGAGCCAGCUGGGGACCAUCACUGCAGUGCACUACAGGCUGCAGAAGCCUCCAGCGACGGAGCACGCCGGCUGGCGCUUCGAUGUCGCCAGCUCGGGGGGUGGGCUCUUCGUGGAUAUUGGCUCCCAUGUGCUCGAUCUGCUGGACUUCCUGGUGGGACCGUUGCGGAAUCUUCGCGGAGUCGCCAGUCGCGCAACUGGAGCGAAGAUGUCGGUGCCAGAGGAUGGUGUAGUGUUGAGCUUCGAGUGCGCCGAAGACGCGAUUGGCUCGGCUUCGUGGAGCUUCCGCGCGCCCGAAAGCUGCGACCUCCUGGAGAUUCUAACGGCCACUGCCAAGGUUAGCCUCCCCGAUUUGAUGAACGGCAGCCGCAUCUCCGUGACUUAUGCUGAUGGCACAGCAUCGGAGACUUGGGACAUUCCUCCGCCGGCGCCAGCAGUGCAGGAGCCCUUGAUUCAAAGCGUUACGGAUGCCAUUCUGGCCGGGAGCCCUGAGCUUUGCUCCAGUACCGCGGACUCAGCACUUCGCACUGCCCGCAACAUCGACGGUGCGCUGGAAAGCUUCUACAACGGCCGAGGAGAUGCAUUCUGGGAGAGGCCAGAAACCUGGACUGUUAACAAGCGGCCCAGGCAGAGGCAGGGGUAG
Messenger RNA from Symbiodinium sp. CCMP2592, 1257 nucleotides. The record is from the annotation of a GenBank genome assembly. NCBI's taxonomy places the organism in Eukaryota, Dinophyceae, Suessiales, Symbiodiniaceae.